ACCUAGCCUAACGCUUCUCCUUUUACAGAUGGUGAUGAUAACACUUCCUGUCCGGCCUGGCCUGGCUUUCCUGUUGUGUAGCUCUACCGGGGAUGUUUUUUAACUUAAAGUUACAGCAUGCAACUUGAGGCUUACGUUUCGGGCGCUCGCCUGUGGGGCGUGUUGAGGGCGCUCGGUGGUGGCGUGUGUCUGUGGGAAUUGCGCUCGGUAUGUUUGGGACCCAGUCUGUUAGGCUAGAAUAACGUCCAGUGACUUGCCUCUGUGCGCUCUUUGGUUUUCUUGUUUCGGGGUUCCACUGCAGCUUCAGAGGCCCACAGUUUUUUAACCCUGUUCUGUCCGAUUUGGAUCAAAGGGGGUCCCAUGCUGUGGUGCUGUUGGAAAGGAAGGUAAAAAGCAUCCUUAUGGACGUUGUUCCGCCUGCAGAGCAGGCGCUGGUUAGCACACCUUUGGUAAACUUCUCACCCAGCUUCCUCCAGGUGAGACUUCUGGUAGGGCUUGUAGAAGGUCUGUCUGAACAGUGUGAAGGUGAGCUUUCAAAUGCCUUUUCCUACCUAACCUUGUUUUUGAAAUUUCUUUUCUUUGUAAAUGUUUUUGCUAUUUUAUUGCUGCUCACAGAUUUCCAGGCCAUAGCUAAAAUGACACUGAUAAAACUUCUUACUACUGCAGCUACAUGAGGAUUUGGUAUCUGUAGCUUGCUAUGGGAAGAGUUGUCUUAAUGUUUGUUGGUAUUUAAGGAUUCCCUUGCUCGGGUUGCUAAACAGGAAACAAGCUUAACCAGCCUACGUAGGGGUCCCAGAUGUCAGUGGUGAAUACAGCUAGUGUUGUUUCUCAUUUGCUCGAGUCCUCCUUGAAAGUUUAGAAAAGUGUUUUGGAUGGCUUGUUGCUUUCUUUAGAGUUUACCAACGUUUGUACGUUUACUACUUUUCAGGUACCGUUAAAGCCUGGAAGGAGUCUUAUGGAUUGGAUUCGACUAACUAAAAGUGGGAAAGACUUGGCUGGUUUGAAAGGGAGGCUGAUUGAAGUGACUGAAGACGAGCUUGCUAAGCACAACAAAAAGGAGGACUGCUGGAUAUGUAUAAGAGGACUUGUAUAUAAUGUCACUCCAUACAUGGAAUAUCAUCCUGGUGGCGAGGAUGAACUAAUGAAAGCAGCUGGAAUGGAUGGCACAGAUCUCUUUGAUCAGGUUCACCGCUGGGUCAAUUAUGAAUCCAUGUUGAAGGAGUGUCUUGUCGGAAGAAUUGCUCUCAAGCCUGUUGCUGUUCCAAAAGUCCCUGUAAAACAAAUGAGUGGGUAUGAAUGUGUGUACGUUCUCCCUCCCUGCAAGCAACCCACUUCGUUCUUCAAGUCCUGGAGGACAAGCUGUCAUGGACAGCUCUGGGAGACUUCUAUAUCUGAAAAGAAGAAACAGCUUAACGGUAUGCUUCCUGAAAAGAAACUACUGGGUGCUUCUGCUAAAGAUUUAACUCCAAGUUAUGACUGGUUCCAAACAGAUGGUUUGAUCACCAUUGUUCUAUAUACUAAGCAGAAGGAUAUGAAUACAGAGUUGGUGAUAGUUGACUGUCAAGACAAAAGAUUAAGGGGAGAGAUCAUCAUGAAUGACCACUCAUAUGUCUUAGAAGUUGACUUGGAUCAUGCAGUUGAGGAAGACUUUGUUGUAAAUAUUGCUGAAAAAAUUGGAAAGGUAGAAAUUAUCUUAAAGAAAAAAGAUAACAUUCAUUGGAAAAUGCUGGGACAGCCUUUGGAGAGUCACAACACGUUUAUCAAAUGCAAGAACAGAGGACUGUUCUACAGAAAAUGCAAGUUGGUUUCUAAGACAGAAGUUACCCAUGACACCAAGCUCUUCCGCUUUCUGUUGCCUAAGAGCACUCAUCUCCAGGUUCCCACUGGGCAGCAUGUUUACCUCAAACAAAUCAUUGCAGGGACAGAGGUAGUAAAACCAUACACACCUGUAUUGCCUUUUUUGCUACUGGAUUUCCAAGAAACAUCUUGCCAUGAUGGUGCAAAUAUAUAUUUAAUGAUUAAAAUUUAUUCCUGUGGACUGUUCACACAGGCACUUGACCACCUACGAAUUGGAGACUAUAUUUCUAUCAGUAAUCCUGAAGGUAACUUCAAGAAGUCACAAGUUCAAGCUUUAGAAGAUCUCUUUUUAUUGGCAGCAGGCACAGGCUUCACACCAAUGGUUAAAGUGCUGAAUUUUGUUCUGACUGAAGUUAGUAGUCUCCGGACAGCAAAGCUGAUCUUCUUCAACAAAACAGAAGAUGACAUACUUUGGAGAAACCAACUGGAGCAAUUAGCUCUUAGAGAUGAAAGGUUUGAGGUUCAAUUCGUUCUUUCAGAACCAACAAAGGACUGGGUGGGAAAACAGGGGAGAAUAUCUUCAUCUCUCCUCUCUGGGUUUAUGAAAAGAAGCAGAAAAGACUCCAAAGUGCUUAUUUGCAUCUGUGGUCCAACAGCUUUUACUGAACAAGGAGUACAGUGUCUAAAGGAUCUUGGAUACUCCCAAGAAGAGAUGCAUGCUUUUACUGCGUAAAACAAUGUGAAGAUAUCAAUGUUUGUUCGUAUAACUCAAUCUAAUUUAUUUACUUUCAUGAAUUUAUUUAAAUGAGAAGUAAUUUUUUAAGACUUGAAAUUUCACUCUUGGUACCAAACUGUUUCUUGGAAGAAAUAUAUCUUUGAAAAAAAAUUUUAUACUGUGUUUUAUCGUGUUUUUGUAAAUAUUUUUGCUAAUACUUAAAAUUCAUCCAGGACAUUAAUUUAUUGUAGAGGCAAGCAAAAGUGUGCAGUACCCAUUGUUAGUUAUAUAAUGUUGUUGACUUAAGAGAAUUUUGAAAUUUAGGUUGAGCACUGAUUUAAGUUUUGACUUGAAAUGGUUAUUAUUUCUUACUGUAAAAUGUCUUAAGAGCAAUACUGUCUGAAUUUAAAAUAUUGUACUAUAACUCAGGUAGCUGAUCACUGAAAUAUGUUCUUUGUCAACUUAAAUCUCUAUUUGACUUGCAAGCGACCCCGAUAAGUUCUUGGUUUUGUACACAUUUACAGAGAAUAAAAUUUAAAAGAACCUUUGGUAAAAUAAAAA
Molecule: messenger RNA, 3073 nt
Organism: Struthio camelus australis
Lineage: Eukaryota; Metazoa; Chordata; Aves; Struthioniformes; Struthionidae
Source: RefSeq, a predicted model, not a curated record